Aspergillus uvarum CBS 121591 is the source of this 915-nucleotide messenger RNA. RefSeq lists its product as uncharacterized. Lineage: Eukaryota; Fungi; Ascomycota; Eurotiomycetes; Eurotiales; Aspergillaceae. The record is from RefSeq and is a predicted model, not a curated record. Bases 1 to 915 code for a protein of 304 amino acids. The transcript has a single exon.
AUGAUCUCGCCGGCUAUUUACUUGAGUCUCGCUCUGUCCGUCCUCCUCAACACCUUUACUAUAGAAGCUUGGGCGCAAGCAGGCACCAAACUCCCCCCUUGCACCAACGGCCAGAUUCGGAAAGGCGACAAAGCCUCUCUGGUCCACUGCGAGUGCUUUAAGGGGGACCAGAAAUGCAGCACGCAGUGUCCCGUCAGCUCGCAGCCCCCCGGGUCGCCAUGCCCGGGCAACCUCCUCACGCAACUCCACCUCAAUGACUGCACGCACCACUGCCAGGCCGACACGAACCAUGUCUGCUCCUCCUGCGGGGUGUGGUUCCAUUCGCUCUGCACGUGUCUGCAAACAGGCACCUGCGUGCAGCAAUACGCCAACCCGGCGCCCGGCGCGGCCUACUGGGUGAAGACGCCGGGCGGCGAUCUGGCGACCGUCACGGUCCCCGUCGCAGACAUUCUCGCCCUCGAGAUCGAGCAUCCCCAGCUGGCCGAGGAGGGGUGGGACUUCGGUCAGACGGCGAAGGUCUCGAACCCCGCGACGCAGGCCCUGGUGAUCAACUCCGUGCACUCCAUCACCCACAACCAGAUCCACAUGCACCUGUGUCCGCUGAACCGCGAUAUGCAGAAGCUCCUGACCGGGCUCGUCACGCCGAAGACGCCCCUGUCCCAGUUCAAGAGCCGCCAACCGGUUCGCCUGACGCCGCAGUUUGGUGGUGCGCUCAUGUAUUGUCAGGCGGUGCAGGGCAAGAAUCAACAGAUUUCUGGGAAGGUAAUGUCCAAUAAUAUCAAGGCCGUGCGGGAUGACAAGAGCCUCUGCGACUAUGAGGUUGGGGCGGCGGUGUUGAGGGACUCGAAUGGUAUUACCUGGGGGUGUGUCACGGCUGAUCGGCUCAGCACGGAGUAUAAACGCUUCUGUGCUUGA